AUGCCUCGUAGAUAUGCAUUCGGGAGGGCUGAUGAGGCCACCCACCCUGACUCCAUGAGAGCCGCUUUGGCUGAGUUCGUCUCCACUUUCAUCUUUGUAUUUGCUGGAGAAGGCUCUAUUCUUGCUCUUGACAAGUUAUAUACGGAUUCUGCGCCACCGGCUUCAGGGCUGGUGGUGGUUGCACUUGCACAUGCAUUGGGGCUGUUUUCUGCUGUGGCAUCCAGCAUCAACAUAUCAGGUGGCCACGUAAACCCUGCUGUUACCUUUGGCUCGCUUGUUGGUGGCAGGAUCUCGGUUAUUCGAGCUGUCUAUUAUUGGAUUGCUCAGCUCUUGGGUUCUAUCGUCGCUGCUCUCUUGUUGAGGCUUGUCACCAAUGGCAUGAGACCAGUGGGAUUCCAUGUGCAAUCAGGGGUUGGAGAGGUUCAUGGGCUUGUAUUCGAAAUUGCAAUGACAUUUGGACUGGUAUACACUGUGUAUGCAACAGCUGUUGAUCCCAAAAGGGGAAGCUUGGGGAUCAUUGCACCUCUAGCAAUCGGGUUCAUUGUUGGGGCAAAUAUCUUGGUUGGUGGUCCAUUUGAUGGAGCAUCAAUGAAUCCAGCAAGAGCAUUUGGGCCUGCUCUAAUUGGGUGGAGAUGGAGCAACCAUUGGAUCUACUGGGUUGGUCCUUUCCUUGGAGGAGGCUUGGCAGCACUUGUAUAUGAGUACAUUGUGAUCCCAACAGAGCCAGUAGUUCCCCAUACUCAUCAGCAUCAGCCCUUGGCUCCUGAAGAUUACUAG
Dovyalis caffra is the source of this 777-nucleotide messenger RNA. Lineage: Eukaryota; Viridiplantae; Streptophyta; Magnoliopsida; Malpighiales; Salicaceae. The record is from the annotation of a GenBank genome assembly.